This is a messenger RNA of Rhinolophus ferrumequinum (greater horseshoe bat), 1527 nucleotides long. RefSeq names its product RAB39A, member RAS oncogene family (gene RAB39A). Bases 131 to 784 code for a protein of 217 amino acids. The transcript has 2 exons. Gene Ontology annotation, molecular function: GTPase activity; GTP binding. Gene Ontology annotation, biological process: Rab protein signal transduction. The record is from RefSeq and is a predicted model, not a curated record. NCBI's taxonomy places the organism in Eukaryota, Metazoa, Chordata, Mammalia, Chiroptera, Rhinolophidae. Gene Ontology annotation, cellular component: Golgi membrane.
AGCCGCAGGAAUAUGCUGGAAGCCAGCGGGCGGGCACCCGGGAGGUGCUGAAGGGACAGUUCCCGCAGACGAACUUGCCCGCUGAGGGAGGGGGGUGGAGCGGCCCCCGAGCUGGCGGGGCACGUGAGUGAUGGAGACCAUCUGGAUCUACCAGUUCCGCCUCAUAGUGAUCGGGGACUCCACCGUGGGCAAGUCGUGCCUCCUGCACCGCUUCACCCAGGGCCGCUUUCCCGGACUGCGCUCCCCAGCCUGCGACCCUACGGUCGGCGUGGACUUCUUCUCCCGCUUGCUGGAGAUCGAACCCGGCAAGAGGAUCAAGCUGCAGCUCUGGGACACGGCGGGACAGGAGCGGUUCAGAUCAAUAACUCGAUCUUACUACCGCAACUCAGUUGGUGGAUUUUUAGUAUUUGACAUUACUAACCGACGAUCUUUUGAACAUGUGAAAGAUUGGCUAGAAGAAGCAAAAAUGCACGUGCAGCCAUUUCAGAUUAUAUUUCUGCUAGUGGGACAUAAAUGUGAUUUAGCUUCACAACGUCAAGUUACAAGGGAAGAAGCUGAAAAACUGUCAGCAGACUGUGGUAUGAAGUAUAUAGAAACCUCAGCAAAAGAUGCUACAAAUGUUGAGGAAUCCUUCACGAUCUUGACAAGAGACAUAUAUGAACUUAUCAAAAGGGGAGAAAUUUGUAUUCAGGAUGGCUGGGAAGGGGUUAAAAGUGGUUUUGUUCCAAAUACUGUACAUUCUUCUGAGGAAGCAGUGAAGCCCAGGAAAGAGUGCUUCUGCUGAUUUCAGACAUGCCAAAGAACUAACAAGAACAGAUUGGGUGUCAUUUUAGGAUAAAUACUAACAUUAACAGGAGAAUGAUACAAUGAAAGCAUUAAAAAAAAAAUGGUCAAUCAUGUUAACACUAUUUUGUAAGGCAUUCGAUUCAGAACACUAUGCUUACUUGUUACACUACAAAAUUGGGUAUUGUGCUAAAAUAUCAAGCAAAACAGACAACUUUUUCUUGAAACUGUAGUAGAAUUACCCCCAUUCUCACUUUGUUGGCCUUAAUGUCCAAAUACGUCAAUAUUACUCAUUUUUCUUGACAGCUUGAAAUGGGUUUUGUUUUUUUUUGUCUGAUGGAAAAGAUUUUAUCAGGAAUUACAUUCUCUUGAGUUAAUUUAUUAAAAUUGAAUGGUAAAGUGAAUGUAAAAGUGCACUGUUCACUUACAAAUGAAAUAAUCUCAGAAGUCUCAAUAGGACUUCUAAAAUAGCAAUUCCUUGUUUAAGGUACCAAGUUUUUAACCAUUCUCUGUAAUAUUUAUCCUCCUUUAAUUUUGCCUGAACAUAAAAUAAGUUUUAUACUCAUUUUUGUUUUCUGAUUUGUUGCUCCUAAAAUUUUUAUGUUUUAUGAAGUUAUCUAAGGAUUCAAGCAAAAUAUUUUAUUACAAAUAUUUGUAAAAAUUAAAACAAAGGAACAAUCAUCAGCAAAUGUUAUGAUGUCAUAGUAUACUGUCCUUAUUUAGAUAAGAAAAACAAAUUUAUUU